Messenger RNA from Onychostoma macrolepis, 1311 nucleotides. It is a transcript of the gene npy4r, whose product is annotated as neuropeptide Y receptor Y4. Bases 65 to 1198 code for a protein of 377 amino acids. Gene Ontology annotation, biological process: G protein-coupled receptor signaling pathway. Gene Ontology annotation, cellular component: neuron projection; plasma membrane. NCBI's taxonomy places the organism in Eukaryota, Metazoa, Chordata, Actinopteri, Cypriniformes, Cyprinidae. The record is from RefSeq and is a predicted model, not a curated record. The transcript has a single exon. Gene Ontology annotation, molecular function: neuropeptide binding; neuropeptide Y receptor activity.
CACCUCUUUGUUAUUUUCAGACUCCCAAGAUGCUUUGCUGUUUGGCGCUAUCCUGAGGUAGCCAAUGUCGUCGGCUCUCUUUGACAUGCCAUGGUGGCAGGCGCUCUUAAACUCCACCCUCAGCCUCAAUCAAAGCAACAGUAGUCUGUUCCUGCUUGAUGUCCCCUGCUGGCAAUCAAGCGCGAUGACGCUUACACUAGUGCUAUGCUACUGCCUGGUGCUUAUUUUGGGCUUGCUUGGUAACAUCCUCUUCAUUUGCAUUAUUAUGCACCAGCGGGACCCUCCUAACGUCACAAGCAUCCUCAUUGCCAACCUUUCGAUUUCUGAUAUCCUGGUGAGUGUGUUCUGCCUUCCCUUCACAGUGGUUUACACGCUCAUGGACCACUGGAUCUUCGGUGCAUUGCUAUGUCGCCUAAUGCCGUUCGUGCAGUGCGUGUCGGUGACCGUUUCAGUUCUGUCUCUGGUUUUGAUCGCACUUGAAAGGCACCAGCUCAUCCUGCAUCCGUCUGGCUGGAAGCCGAGCGUCCCGCAGGCGUAUAUAGCCGUUUUGAUUGUGUGGCUGCUGGCCUGCGUAACAUCAUUACCUUUCCUGGCGUUUCACUUGCUCAGCAGUGAGCCAUACCGUCUGUUUCCUCCGCCGCUCAGCCAGCUGCAGGCCUGUCUGGAAGUCUGGCCCUCUCAGCAACACAAACUAGCCUACACCACCAGCCUGUUACUAUUCCAGUACUGCUGCCCACUGCUCCUCAUGCUACUUUGCUAUCUCCGCAUCUUCCUCCGGCUGCGACGCAGACAGCGCAUGCUGGAGCGCCAGUGCAGCCGCAACCGAGAGGACGAGCACCGGCGUGUGAUGCACAGCAAACGCAUAAAUGUCAUGCUUGUCACUUUGGUGGCUGCAUUUGCUGUGUGCUGGCUGCCAUUAAAUGCCUUUAAUGUGGUGGCGGACUGGCACCAGGAGGCGCUGCCCGUGUAUUACCACAAUCUGCUGUUUUCACUCUGCCAUCUGCUGGCCAUGAGCUCCACCUGCGUCAACCCCAUCAUCUAUGGCUUCCUCAACAGCAACUUCCGCAAGGAUGUGACCUCCGUGGUGCUACACUGCCAUUUUCAGCCACUCGAGGACAGCUACGAACACUUUCCGAUGUCAACAAUUAACACUGAUGUGUCACGGACAUCUUUUAGACUCAGAAACAAUUCUGUGUAAUUGGGCCAAUUGCUUAAUGUUAAUUAAUCUUAACAUCAAAACCAGUGUUUAGUUUAGAUCAGGGGUCACCAAACUUGGGCCACAUCCACACAAAGCCAGAGCUUUCCUUAUCC